AUGGAGCUGAAAAGCAUUCUGCAACUCCUUUUCUUCCUCCUCCUUGAUCGCCGCUACUUUGUCUUUUCUCUCGGUACUGCUGAUCAUGCCCGUCGUGAGACCAUGCUCACUUGUCCGUCUGGUAGUGAUCUCUGCAUCUACCUGGCGGCAGCAGGUUGCGUCAACCUCACAGCUGGCGACACUUGCUGCAUAGACGGCAGUGGAAUAUGCUCAGGAGGUCUGGAGUGCGGCACUGGUGUUGCUGCAAGUCGAUGCUGUGAAAUUGGAUUGACUCCAGGUCAAUGCGCCCAGGCGACGCUCGUGGGCACUGCGACAACAGUUCCUCCGAUUGCAAGCACCACGUCACGACCAACAAGCAGUGGUUCUGAUACCACGGUACCACUGUCUCUUACUCUCCUCAUACUUGGGACCCUGUAUGGAUUUCUCUUGGAAACCUUGGGUGAAGCAUUGAGUGUCCGGCGGAUGGUAGCAAGCUCAGAACAGGCUGGUAAUAAACCAAGGGACAACGCAUGGGUUUCUGGUUAG
This is a messenger RNA of Exophiala xenobiotica, 525 nucleotides long. RefSeq lists its product as uncharacterized. Lineage: Eukaryota; Fungi; Ascomycota; Eurotiomycetes; Chaetothyriales; Herpotrichiellaceae. The record is from RefSeq and is a predicted model, not a curated record. Bases 1 to 525 code for a protein of 174 amino acids. The transcript is spliced from 3 exons.